Candida tropicalis MYA-3404 is the source of this 900-nucleotide messenger RNA. It is a transcript of the gene UBI4, whose product is annotated as ubiquitin. Gene Ontology annotation, cellular component: nucleus; cytoplasm. The transcript has a single exon. Gene Ontology annotation, molecular function: ubiquitin protein ligase binding; protein tag activity. The coding region runs from base 1 to 900 and encodes 299 amino acids. Lineage: Eukaryota; Fungi; Ascomycota; Pichiomycetes; Serinales; Debaryomycetaceae. The record is from RefSeq and is a predicted model, not a curated record. Gene Ontology annotation, biological process: protein ubiquitination; modification-dependent protein catabolic process.
AUGCAAAUUUUCGUCAAGACUUUAACUGGUAAAACUAUCACUUUGGAAGUUGAAUCUUCUGACACCAUUGAUAACGUCAAAUCCAAAAUCCAAGAUAAAGAAGGUAUCCCACCAGAUCAACAAAGAUUGAUUUUCGCUGGUAAACAAUUAGAAGACGGUAGAACCUUGUCUGACUACAACAUUCAAAAAGAAUCUACUUUGCACUUGGUCUUGAGAUUGAGAGGUGGUAUGCAAAUUUUCGUUAAAACUUUAACUGGUAAAACUAUUACCUUAGAAGUCGAAUCUUCUGACACCAUUGAUAACGUCAAAUCCAAAAUCCAAGAUAAAGAAGGUAUUCCACCAGAUCAACAAAGAUUGAUUUUUGCUGGUAAACAAUUAGAAGACGGUAGAACCUUGUCUGACUACAACAUUCAAAAAGAAUCUACUUUGCACUUGGUCUUGAGAUUGAGAGGUGGUAUGCAAAUUUUCGUUAAAACUUUAACUGGUAAAACUAUUACCUUAGAAGUCGAAUCUUCUGACACCAUUGAUAACGUCAAAUCCAAAAUCCAAGAUAAAGAAGGUAUUCCACCAGAUCAACAAAGAUUGAUUUUUGCUGGUAAACAAUUAGAAGACGGUAGAACCUUGUCUGACUACAACAUUCAAAAAGAAUCUACUUUGCACUUGGUCUUGAGAUUGAGAGGUGGUAUGCAAAUUUUCGUCAAGACUUUAACUGGUAAAACUAUUACCUUAGAAGUCGAAUCUUCUGACACCAUUGAUAACGUCAAAUCCAAAAUCCAAGAUAAAGAAGGUAUUCCACCAGAUCAACAAAGAUUGAUUUUCGCUGGUAAACAAUUAGAAGACGGUAGAACCUUGUCUGACUACAACAUUUCAAAAAAGAAUCUACUUUGCACUUGGUCUUGA